AGCUCGCACUGCCUUCCGUGCCCAUAGCGUUGCUCUGGUCGUGAUUUUUGUCGGCGGAGGCUCUCUCCGACGAUCUGGCCGACGAAAUCGAUGUUCAGUUUCCCUGAUUCAACUCUCGACUUCAUGGACGACUAGUGCUACGAGCCAACGUCAUUACUUUGUCGUGACUUUCGUCGGGGAAGUCCUCGCCUCCGAGCUGACCGACGAAAUCGACUGCAGUCACGAUUCCAGCGACGAGCCAAUAGCGAUGUUCCUUUGGUCGUGACUUUUGUCGGGGCAUAGUCUCUUUUCCGGAUUGACCGACGAAAUCGAAGGCUUCGGUUUGAAGAAUUCCCGUUGUUAUUUGUUUAUUAAUUCUUUUUUAUUGUUAUGUGCUCUUCGUUUCCAUCUUUCGACAACCGGUGGCCCUUUCUCUCUCUCUCUCUCUCUCUCUCUAGAGUCGACACCCAUCGAUCAGAAUGGAGCACGGGAAAUCCUAAUCUCAGGUCUCUGAAGAGGGGAAGGAGGGGACUGUUUAGGGUUAGGUUUCGGCCAUGGCAUCGUCUCGUGCCGUGCUCGGGCUGCCAGUGAAGUGGCGGACCUUUGGGAAUGGAGCCCUCGUGGAGAGACGGAGGGUUUUUGCUCUAGGUGAUGUUGCCUCCUCUUUUGCUCGCGACGGGGAAAGAAAGCUCCUCGGGCAUCUGGCCCUAGUGGCCAAAUCGCAUUCCAGCCGGGGGGAGAUCUCUGGGCAAGCGAAGCUGAGGGUGUUGGAGGCUCCGGCCGUAGAAAAUUGGCAGAUUCUAUCCGGGGUGGAGAUUCCGGUGACUUGUUUUCAGCUUCUAGGUGUUACAGCGCAAUCAGAAAAGGAUGAGAUUGCCAAAGUUGUGAUGGAGUUGAAAAGUUCAGUGAUUGAAGAUGGAUAUACUGCCGGCACCAUUGUUUCUCGGCAGGGUCUGUUGAUUGAUGUAAGGGAUAAACUUCUAUUUGAGCCAGAAUAUGCUGGCAAUAUAAAAGAAAAAGUACCACCAAAAUCUUCUCUUCGAAUCCCUUGGUCUUGGUUGCCUGGUGCCCUAUGUCUUCUAAAAGAGGUUGGAGAAGAUAAGAUGGUUCUAGAAAUUGGCCAAGCAGCGUUACAACUUGCUGAUGCUAAGCCAUAUAGUCAUGAUUUGCUUCUCUCCAUGACUCUAGCUGAAUGCUCAAUUGCAAAGAUUGGUUUCGAGAACAACAAGAUAUCUGAAGGCUUUGAAGCUCUUGCAUAUGCCCGUUACCUACUACGGAGCCACAUCUCUCUAGGGAAAAUGCCAUUACUCUCGCAGAUAGAAGAAUCCUUAGAGGACCUUGCACCUGCUUGCACAUUGGAGCUUCUGGGCCUGCCUCAUGUUCAUGAUAAUGCUGAAUGUAGACGUGGAGCAUUAGCAGCUUUGCAAGAACUGAUUAGACAGGGUCUAGAUGUUGAGUUUUCCUGUAGAGUUCAGGAUUGGCCUUGUUUCUUGAUUCAGGCUAUGAACAAGCUAAUGGCAUCUGAAAUUGUUGACCUUCUUUCUUGGGAUUCCUUGGCCAUUAAACGCAAGAAUAAAAAAUCCAUUGAGUCUCAGAAUCAAAGGAUUGUGCUUGAUUUUAACUGCUUUUAUUUGGCCAUGAUCGCUCACAUUGCUCUUGGUUUUUCAACACGACAAAAUGAGAUGAUUUCUAGAGCAAAAACCAUUUGUGAGUACUUGAUUAUAUCAGAGGGAGCAGAAUUGAAAUUUGAGGAAGCUUUUUGCUCAUUUCUUCUUGGUCAGGGUGGUGGAAUGGAGGCUGUUGAAAAGCUUCAACAGCUUGAAGCAAUCAGAAGUUCCACCUCACGGAAUUCACUAUCCAGUUUGAGUGGAAUGGACAAGGACAAGGUCUUAGUUAACCAGGCACUGGAAACUUGGCUGAAAGAUGCUGCUCUUUCUCUCUUUCUGGAUACACACGAUUGCUCUCCUUCUAUGGCCAACUUCUUUGGGAGUCCAAUGCGAAUUCUUAGUGUUGGCAAGCAGAAAAUAGGAACCACAAAAUCACUUCCUUCUGCUGGCAAUCGUAUAUCAAAUUUUGGUCUUUUACCCGACCAUGGAACUUCUGUUGCGCAAGCUGCACACGAUAAUUUGACCAAUCAUCUGGACAAAGCUUUCAAACAUCUUUUAUCAGUUAACUUGCAGAGACAAAUGUCUGUAGGUGAUCCUACUGGUAAUAUUAGUCUGCCAUCUUCUCAGCUAAAGAGAAAUAUUGAUUUUCAUUCCAAGAGAUUCUGGGAAAGCUGGUUUAGCAAAGGAAAUAUGGCAGGAAAGAUUGCCCAUACUGCUCUUGUUGGAUGGAUUGUAUUUGGUGCAUUUAAGCUGCUCGCUAUGCGAUCUGGUAAUUCUAACAUGCCAUAUGAAUUGAAGACAAGUCACCCUUGCAGUACUAGUCAAAUCACUGCUUCGAGUCAUCAUGGUAGUUGUGAUAGUGCAUCUGCUUUCGUAAAGAGGGAUCUAAUGGGUCAGCUACGGAAGUUUUGGGCUAUUUUCAGGGGAGACCUCAAGUAUACAAAUGGUGUUGGAAGUUUGCAGAAUACAUGGCCCACCGAUGAUCUUUCACGUUUCUCUGCUGUUGCUGCUGGUACUCAGGUACACAGGCGACAGAUGUCUAUUGAAGAAGCAGAAGCACUGGUGAAGCAGUGGCAAGAUAUAAAGGCUGAGGCAUUAGGUCCUAGUCAUCAGAUUCAGUUGCUGCCUAAUAUUCUUUCUGAAUCGAUUCUUUUAAAGUGGGAAGAAUUGGCAAAUUCAGCAAAAGCAAGAUCCUGUUUUUGGAAGUUUGUUUUGUUACAAACCUCUAUUCUGCAUGCUAAGAUAGUCUCAGAUGGAGGUGAUGAUGAGAUGGCUGAAAUCGAGGCUGUGCUUGAGGAAGCUGCUGAACUUGUUGAUGAUUCUGAGCCAAAAAAGCCGAAUUAUUACAGUACAUAUGAAGUCCAUUAUAUCCUUAGAAGACAAGAAGACGGUUCAUGGAGAUUUUGUGGAGGUGGUAUCCAGAAUCAAAAUAUGACAUGAUGAGCUUAUCAAUCAGGUAUCGGGUCUUAUAAAGGGCAAUCCUUUUUAAUUGUUCAUGCAUCUAAGAGGGUGGCUUCACAUCAUUGAAGUGUAAAAAUGAAGAGGCUGAGCUUCUGCCACUGAAUUUUCUUGAUUUUGAGAAAUGAUUGAUUGGUGGAUGCCUGUUUGUUAACCAACUGCAUUUUUAUGGUUACGUGAGUAUUCUUUC
Molecule: messenger RNA, 3234 nt
Organism: Musa acuminata AAA Group (dessert banana)
Lineage: Eukaryota; Viridiplantae; Streptophyta; Magnoliopsida; Zingiberales; Musaceae
Product: plastid division protein CDP1, chloroplastic-like
Exons: 12
Coding region: 534-3026 (830 amino acids)
Biological process (GO): chloroplast fission
Cellular component (GO): chloroplast inner membrane
Source: RefSeq, a predicted model, not a curated record